CAGCUUUCCAAUGUGUUGACUUGCCCCGUACUCUCUUCCACGAUACUACGCCCCUCAGGUGACCUUCAGAACCUCGAGGCUUGAGAUCUGAUCAAUCUGUACAUUGCCUUCGCGACUGUGCUUUUACGUUAUAGCUUCUCAGCUCAUCAUCCAAAUUACCGUCCUUCGUCGAGCAUCCUUCCCCCACAAACCUGGAGAUAAUCUUAUCAAGCCUUGACUGAUCCACCUCGUUCCGCCUCUCUGGGUCGCCAUGACCGUCCGCAAACAAUAUCCUCCUCGUAACUACGAGACCUUCCCUGAGGAGGGAGCGUCCGAAUCCCAAAGAUCAUCCAGUUCAGACAAAUCAAGAACAGCUGCAGCAGAAGCCCAGAGACUGGGCUCGCUAGGGUCAUGGGCAGACAACUUUGCAGGCGAAACACCUGCCACAAACCGCACGCCGACUGCAUCGACAGUCGACGGCGAUGAAGUCAGAAACGUACAAUAUCCGCAACUAUCUCAAGAGCUGGAUCCGUCAGAUCCGCCGCCGGUCUAUACUCCCUCAGACACGACUCAAUCACGACCACCUACCGAACCUGCGUCACCAGUUGUCCAGCGAUCAGUGCCGGUACAACCAGAGACAGUAAGCCCUCCUAUCACAGUCACUUCUUCCUCCACUCCCUAUGCGCAACGCCCUUUCCGAGAUGACGAUGGGUCCGAUCUGCCUGAACCUGUUCAACAUCCGCACCACUCAUGUCACCACCACCAGAACCGCCAUGAUCAGUCCGAGACAGAAGCCGACAAUCUCCCAUCCUUUUUGCAAUCUUCCGACACAUGGGCACGGGGGCGAAGGUGGUGGAGAAGACGCCACGAAGGUCGUAGUCGAGGUUGCGGCGGUCGACGAUGGGGUCGUCGAAGAGAUUGUCACAAGGAACGAGCACGUCGAUUCAAGAAGAUCUGCUGGUUUACUUUUGCUCUCCUCUUGUGCUUGUGGCUGAUGAUCCCCGGCCUGUGCAAGUCGCUCUCCAAAGACGACCGAAAACAAUUUCCCAAUUUUGGCCCUCAACCAUCUGCAUCACCUUGGCCGCCGUUUCCAAAACGCGAACACCGUGAGCAUGAGACGUUCCGUUCUAUCUCUGGUACAUACCAAUUGUACGACCUUCUCGACCUCUCCACAACCAGCGGCAGCAUUAGUGUCAACAUCGAGGUCCAGUCUGGUGAGAAGCCGGCUGUUCUCCGCCUAUCGUCCACGGCAGGCAGCGUGCACGUCAAAAUGACCUCGGGCGGCGGAUUGUUCCGCAAAGCGACUGUCCCCGAAAUAGCAAGUAAGCGGACUUUGAUCACCGAGAUCUCGGCACACGCUGGCAGUGUGGCUGGCGAUCUGGUACAUGGGAAUGGUGGAUCGACCACGGUUACUACACAUGCCGGUUCUGUCUCUCUCACUUUAUACACGAGUGGAGUCUCAGACGAGGACCCCGUCUCCAAUAUCUCAACGUCGACGUGGCAGGGUAGCCAGAACAUCAAAGUCCUGGCGCCAUUCACACCGACGGAGGCCGUAAGAGCCAUCUUAGGAAGCCACGUCGUACGGGGUAGUGGCAGUAUGAAUAUCCAAUACCCUCAGGAGUGGGAGGGGAUGGUCCAUAUCAAAGCCAUGGGUAUGGGGAGCAUUGGUGCCAGUGGGCAGGGCCUCAAUGUGCAGAAGGAGAGCUCACGGGAGUUAUACGGAUAUAGGGGCAUGAAAGAAGGCAGAAGGAUAGAAGUCCUCGAAGGAGGCAGCGGAAGCGUGCAAUUCCGGUGUUGAUUGCUAUGGUGGCUCUCGACAACACAAGACGUGUACAAUCUUACCUUUUUGGAGAUAUGUUUUGUUUUCAGGGAUUGCAUUGGCCAUGACGCCGGGAUGACAAUGGACGAAUAUUUUGUCGGUCGUUUGACAGAGGAUGGAUCUAUUGAGCACAACUCAAAGCCUAAUGACCUGUUGAUGUACGAUUGACGGUCAAAUACUCCCCACAUUUAGUGGAAAUGAAACUUCAAUUCUACAAAAG
Messenger RNA from Exophiala xenobiotica, 2018 nucleotides. RefSeq lists its product as uncharacterized. Lineage: Eukaryota; Fungi; Ascomycota; Eurotiomycetes; Chaetothyriales; Herpotrichiellaceae. The record is from RefSeq and is a predicted model, not a curated record. The coding region runs from base 251 to 1777 and encodes 508 amino acids. The transcript is spliced from 2 exons.